CAAAAUCAAACCUUAUGCUCAAACAAGUCGCUUCUACCAAAAGCAGCCAAAAAGAUUAUUUUCUACCUUUAUUCCGGUAAGUUUUGGAAAUGUUAAAGGGACACCCUUAUGGCUGUACAGGCCCAACGCAACAGCUCAUCUGGCUCUGACCCAAUCUCUUAUGAAGAAGGAUCAGGUCCAUUGGCAAUCAUCAUUAUCCCAAGCUUGCUGGCUCUCAGCACCCUGAUCGUUGUGUCUCAGAUAAUAUGGAGCUUUAUUACCAAAAGAUCAUCAGCUCAGAUUAUCACAGGCUCAUCUUCAAAUGUAAAUGAAGGGGACCCUGUACCUUUGGACACAGGCUUUGUGAACAUGCGGCCUGCACAGGAUGCUCUGGAUCCAUGGGAUAUACCUGCUCAGUGCACUCUGGAGGGGGUGGAGCCGUUUCAGAUGGGACGUUAUGGGCCAAUCUGCACGGGUCAGCUAAAACAAGACAACACAUCCACUGCUGUAGUGAUUAAAACUCUUAAAGAAGGGUCAAAUCAACCGGAGGCUACUGAAUUUGUGGAUUUUGUCCUUUUCCACGUAGCAGUGAGCAAACAUGAGAAUAUAGUCAAGAUGUUAUACUGCCAGACACGCCGGAUGCCCAUGUACCUGGUUUUGGAGGCAAGCGUUCCAGGGAACCUCCUGCAUUUUCUCUGGAGUCUUCGAGAGGACAGAUGUGGCACAAGUGAUCAUUUCCAGAUGUUUUCAGAGAGGUCCGUUUAUCUUGUAGCUAAACAGGUAGCAGCAGGACUGGACUAUUUACUCUCCUACCACAGAAUUAUUCAUGGGGAUGUUGCAGCCCGGAACAUGCUGAUUGGUUCAGGGCUCUCUGUGAAAGUCUCUGGAUUGGAUUUGGCUUUUAAGAGCCGACAGUCGAGAACGGUGGACAAAGAACAAGAAGCCAAUGUGCCGGUAAAAUGGAAGGCCCCUGAACGGAUGAUGAGGCUUCCCCUAACAGACAGAAGUGAUGUAUGGUCCUUUGGAAUCCUGCUUUAUGAGAUGAUAACCCUGGGGUCUCCUCCCUAUCCUGACCUGGAUCCAUCUGAAGUGCUGCCAAACACUUUAGCCCAUUACCGAAUGAAAAGACCAGAAAACUGUGGAGCCCCAUUGUAUGACUUAAUAAAGUACUGCUGCAUGUGGAACUUCAAGGACCGGCCUGUGUAUUCUGCCAUUAUUUGGCUUCUAGACUCGUACAAAUACUUUGCUGACACAAAACCACUUUGCGCUGGACAGCAAAUGGACAUCUGUGAAUACAGGAGGAAAGCAGGACUGCCUCCAUGAGAUCUACUCAAUCAAAGAAACAAUUAAUUGAUCAUUUCUACAUUGCAUGAAAAUGGCACAAUUGAUUCAGUUCCAUUAAGACUGACAUCAAUUAAUAAUAAUAAAGUCUAGCCUUGUCACGACCAGCAGAAUGUCACUAGAGGUCGCCUUAUUUCUUGAAACUGGAGAUUACAUGCAUAGUGGUCAACUAAAAUUUAUUUAAAUGUUUCCAGCUAAAUAAAUUUGUUACUAAUGUAU
Sinocyclocheilus grahami is the source of this 1539-nucleotide messenger RNA. Its product is annotated as tyrosine-protein kinase STYK1. The transcript has 10 exons. The record is from RefSeq and is a predicted model, not a curated record. Gene Ontology annotation, cellular component: plasma membrane; signaling receptor complex. Gene Ontology annotation, biological process: positive regulation of kinase activity; cell surface receptor protein tyrosine kinase signaling pathway; multicellular organism development. The coding region runs from base 109 to 1302 and encodes 397 amino acids. Lineage: Eukaryota; Metazoa; Chordata; Actinopteri; Cypriniformes; Cyprinidae. Gene Ontology annotation, molecular function: transmembrane receptor protein tyrosine kinase activity; ATP binding.